AGAUCUCUCCUGUCAGCUCCUGCACACUGCUUUGUAUGGCUCUGCAUAGCAGAACCAUGCAAAGCAGUGUGCUUAAAGUGAAGGAUACAAACAUACAGCACACAGUUAACCUUUUGAUCUCCCCACAUGUUAACCCCUUCCUGCCCAGUGCCAUUAGUACAGUGUCAGUGCUUUUUGUUAGCACUGAUCGCUGUAUUGGUGUCACUGAGGGAUGUCAGUGACACCAAGUCAGGUCCCCCCCAGUGUCAGAAUGCCCACCGCAGUCCCGUUAUAAGUCACUGAUCUAUAAAAAAAAGUCCCACUAUCUAUACCUCCAUUUGUAAACACUAUAACUUUCACAUAAACCAAUUA
Molecule: messenger RNA, 351 nt
Organism: Staurois parvus
Lineage: Eukaryota; Metazoa; Chordata; Amphibia; Anura; Ranidae
Source: the annotation of a GenBank genome assembly